GUCAUCCGAUUGGGCACCAGGCGAGUCCUUAUAGUCUCUCUCCCCACGUCAGAAUCGACACGAGGAUGCUGCCGUAGUGGCGGCGCCGGAGGCUGCAGCGGUGAGUCUGGCCAGGGCUAGACACUCAGGUGGGGCGAUGGCGGCGGCUGGGCACGAGGAAGAGCAGGCUGUUAUAGCGGACUGUCGCAUUUCAAACGUGAUCAACUGGAAUAAACCUUUUAGGACCACGACACUCUUUGCUGCCACCACUGCUGUGUACUGGUUUGUGGCCCUCAGUUCCUAUAGAGCGUACUGUCUUCUUGCCCUUUCCUUGGCUCUGAUGAGGACAGUGCUGCUUGUUAAAGAUGUGGCUCUCUCCAGAUGUGUCUCUUUCUCUAAAGGGGCCCACUUAUGGAGCAGUAUGACUGUAAGCUGGGAGAUCAUUGAUGCGGGCCAGGACAGCAGAUCUGGAGCUGGGCUACAGGUCACAGACUCCUGGAUGAGCUUCAAGCUCUUUCUGCAGGAGACCUCCUCCUUCAAGCAGCAGAAUCCAGGCAAGUUUUGCUUGCUGGUCUGCAGUUUGUGCACCUUUUUGGCUGUCUUAGGACGCUACAUUCCAGGUGUUCUCAUCUUAUAUGUUUUAGUGCUGGGAGUCUUCCUGUGGCCACUGAUGACAGCGCAUGACUUUGGGUUGUGGAUGAAGCCAGUUCUGCAGAAGCUGGACUUCGGACUGGAAAGAUUCCUUCAGAAAAUCAGAGAGAAUCAUGAAAAGAGGCUCCUUCUGGCACAAGCUGACCGGGAGAGUAUUGAAGCAGAUCUGUCCUCCCUUUUCCCCAAGUUGGACUCCACAGUUUGUAAGGAGAUGUCGAUAUCGGAUACAGAGGCCUCUGAUGUAACGUGGACAGACAACGGAACGUUUAACCUGUCUGAGGGACAUACGCCCCAGACUGAGAACUCAGAUGACCUAGACAGAGAAGAACUAUUCAUAGGGGGCCUCCCGGAAUUCCCCUCCUUGGACAACGGCACCAAUGGGGAGGACGAUGACGACCUGAGCAUCGGCCUACCCACACCCCCUCCCCAACCCCAGCACAGCAGAGCCAGGGGGGGGUCCGUGCCCCCGCUCCAGGGGGACCCUUCCACCCAGGCCAUGGAGUUUGUCCACAAGAUGGCAGGCAAUGUCAUUGCAGCCGCUGCCACCGCUGUCAUUCAGGAGAGGCUGGAGGCCGCCAUCGGUAGCACCAUACCCACAGACCCCCACCCCAGGUCCCUGCUGUUCCCCAACCCCACGACACUGCUGCCCCUGGACCUGGCAGAGGAGUCGUCAUCGGACAGCGAUGUGGAGGAAUUUGAGCUGCUGGACCAGUCCGAGCUGGAGCAGCUGGAAGGGGAGCUGGGCCUUGGGGCGAGCGCAGCAGUGGCGGCCAAAGAGCCCAAAAAAUCAUUGUCUUCUUCCAGUGGCUUCUUUUCAAAACUCCUGGGCCGCCAUUGAUUAGAGCAGGGGUGCCAGGAGGAUGUGGUGCAGGUCUAGUAUGGGGUUAGAGGGUAGAGGGCACAUGGAGACAGAGAGAGGCCUUGUUUGGGGGGUGGGGAGGAUAGGGGUGCAGAGACUGGGGGUUUGGCGAAACAAUAUGGUGUUGCAUUCUUUUUCCAGUUGUACUAAUAAUGAAUACUCCGGCAUUACAUGAUCGAUAUGUUCAAGAGCGAGAGGAAGGGAGUGUUCAGCAAGCAUGAUGCUAUAUGGAGAUGUGGAGUUGUCAGUGUUGGUGUGAUGAGAUUGUGACUUUUAUUUAACAAUUUUCACAUCAUCAAACUGUAGUAAAGUUAUGGGUAGGAAUGGAAUGGAACGUGGUGGUGUUUCUGAUUUGCUGCCAAAAGGACAAGAUUUGUGUUUUGUUGGUUAAUUUCUUCAACAGAUGAUCAGGUCUAUAUAAUUAUCAAACAUAUAUUAGUAAUGGAAAGGAAACACAGACUUUUUGUUUAAGUAUUAAAAUACUAAUUUCAGUAAUACAAUUGUAGGCAGAAAUUGAUGCAGAGUACAGUAUAUGAUAGUUCUCCCCAAGUUCUGCAAAGUGUCUAAGAGAUCCUGUAACUCAUAGCCUCCCCAAUCCCCCUUACAUAACUUUCCCUAGCAACAACAUUUUAGUAAAUCUAACCUCUCCUCAGACAGCAGGAACCAUCUUAUCAGCAAGUAAAAUCUCAGAAGUGGAUUUGACCAAAAUCACAAGUAUAGAGUCAUAACAAUGUGAACGAGUGUAAGCAUCUUCUGAGAAGGGACUGGUUUCAUCAGGUCUGUGACAGCCUUGUGUUCUCAGAAAACCAGAUAACCACGGUGGGAUCCAGACAGGAAGAGUCUGAACGUAGACACCUUCUGAUAGUGUCUGAAGGGCACGACACUCAAAACAGAUGUUAACACACACACACAGAGGUCUCCUGAGGAGACCUUACAAUUUAUCAUAACAUAAUUUAAUGAAACCCUGUAAAAGGUAUGAGGCCUUGGUUUAACCUUCUUUAGUUUCAAGAUUCAUACACUGGCCGAUUGGGCCCAUUCAACUCCAUCACCCAUUAAUCUACAGUACAGCUUAAUUCGACCAGACCUACGACAACGCUGACAAUCAUCUGUGCUAACAAUGGAACCAAUUGUACAAACCCAUACUGUUUGUGCAUAUUGGUUCUUACUGAAGCACAAGUAAGGUAACAAAUCCUGUAGUUAACUGGAACAUGCAACGAUGGGAUGACAGAUAAUAGUAAAAUUAUAUUUUGUAUAUUUUUUUUUCUUUUCGUUUUUCUAAUUUUGUAUAUUGUUCAUGGAGUAAUAAUAUAGGUGAGGGACUUCACAUUUUCGACAUGCAAUAGGUCUCACGAUAUUAUGCAUGCUAAUCUUUUGACCUUUAACGGAUGAUCAGUAACACUUUUCUAAAAGAGAUAUUCCUCUCAAAUCUAACAUACAACCUUAUAUUUUGAGUGGAACAUCCUUUUAAAGUGCAUUGUCUGGGAUGCUGACAUAUGACUGACACAAGAAUGUUGUAAUUUCUCUUUGAAAAUUUUGUGACAAACCAUUUAUAAGUUCAUUGGGCACUGAGGACAAAGUAAAUUGAACUGAAAUAGCACUUGAUUCAUUCUGCUUGUGAAUGGUUCAUCAGUUGUCACAAACUAGUGUUUUAUGUCAGUGUUAUGACAGAAUCCAUGUCAGUCAGGUAGCAGUAUUAUAAAGCUGUUAUAGCUCUCUAUACUUCAAGCAAAGUGUUGCUCCACAUUUUAUUUGUACUUUGCAACUAGGCACUUUGGACAUAAUCACUUAGUAGUGACCGUUUUAAACUUCUUGCAAACAGAAUGUAAGAUCUCUUUCGUUGGACAUGAAAGAUUCACCAUAACAACUUGCACGGUACAUGAUUGAGGUUGUCUGUCGAUCGCAAAGAGGUCAUUUAGAAAAUUCACCCCAAAAUGUUUAGGUGGGGAUAUGCACCUGCAAGUUGCCAUUGUUACUGUGUAAUUUGUUUGAAGUUAAUGUUCGCCUUCUUGAGUAAAGUUGAAGGGCUAACUGAGCUCAAUAUGUCAAAAGGAAUUGACCAGGCCCACAAAUUGGGGAAAACAAACAUUAUUUCCUAUUGACCCCCAUUGUAAAAGAGCCAACUUCGUCAUAGAUUUUUUUGUUGUGCCGAAAAGCUGUAACCAGGUCAAAAAUCCCGACCUAUGGUUCGCAAUGCUCCCAUGUAGGAAAAUAGAGCCUGGGAGAAGAGCCCUUUGGCUUCAGGCUAUUCGGCAUCAGAGAGUGGGAAAUUGUGGGGACCCGGUGUCAAAGUAGGCUACACGUACCUAUGUGUGUGGAAAACAUUUAAUGACAGAUAAAGACAUUUAACUUGAUUAGUAUAGUCUGUUUGUAGCUACUUGUAGCUGUAUAGUCCAUUUGCUUGCGUUUUUGGUAUUGGCUAGCUUAAUGUUUCGGUCGUAGCUAGCUAGCACUCACUCUCACGUGGCUGCUAGCACCAUAAUGAAAAGGGGCAUGAAGGAACUCCUAUAAUAUGACCUUCUAAGUAGUGAGAAUGCUCGGGAGCAGGCAAUGUUAAAAAUGAAUCUUUAGACGUACUUUUCUGAAAUGUAGUUUUGUAAUUGACUUAAGACAAGCAGACAACAAGAGAAAGGUCAAGUUGUUGCUGUGAGCCAAUGGGGUAACCUAGGUAACCACCGUUUUUGUUGCCAACAGGCAGGCUGGGCCUGCUGCAGUUCUAUCUAAUACCGACUGGGACUAUCCAAACAAAAUAAUAUAAAAGUUAUCAGACCAGGCUUGUGUUUCCGAUAAUUGACAUGGGUAGGAGGUACAUCCUGGGGGGAAAUAUAUUUCAUAAUGCAGCAACACUUAAUUGAUUAUUGAAUAUGCCAAUAAUAAACCCCUGUGCUAAAAACAAGAUUGACAAAGUGUAAUAACCAUUCAUUCUUGAUUCAUUACAGCCUGCCUUUUUCUAAAUAUAUGCUAUAACUGUCAAGACAAAUAUAUGCAUUUUACACCACGGAUAAUGAACAUAUAGCAUAUAAUCAGGAGUUUAAAGCCAUUUAUUGAUUAGCAAUGAGUUAUUAUGCAUUCUGUUCGCUAUCGUGUCAAAUCAUGUGAUUGCCUUACAGUGACAAAUCCACUGAACCGUGUCUUCUUUAAACUGCUCAAUCGUUUCCUCACAUUAGAAAGAUCAUCUUACACACUUGUGAGUUUGUUAGUUAUUUGUCUGAAGUGAAGCAAGCAUAAGCAAAAUGUAGUUGUAUGUAAAUGAUCGAGAAUAUUAAUAAUAAAGUGUGAAA
This is a messenger RNA of Oncorhynchus gorbuscha (pink salmon), 4767 nucleotides long. RefSeq names its product reticulophagy regulator 1 (gene retreg1). The coding region runs from base 137 to 1468 and encodes 443 amino acids. NCBI's taxonomy places the organism in Eukaryota, Metazoa, Chordata, Actinopteri, Salmoniformes, Salmonidae. Gene Ontology annotation, cellular component: endoplasmic reticulum membrane. The transcript has 9 exons. Gene Ontology annotation, biological process: negative regulation of neuron apoptotic process; reticulophagy. The record is from RefSeq and is a predicted model, not a curated record.